Molecule: messenger RNA, 943 nt
Organism: Malus domestica (apple)
Lineage: Eukaryota; Viridiplantae; Streptophyta; Magnoliopsida; Rosales; Rosaceae
Source: RefSeq, a predicted model, not a curated record
ACUAAGCCCUCAAACCGCUCUGUCUUCUCUCUCUCUUUCUCUCUCUUUCAAUACAUAUAUACAUACACACAUUGUUUUGGACGUGCUGGUACCGGGAUUCUAAAGAAUGGGACAGUCUAUGAGUUUCAUGGGAUUGGGAGGAGGGCUGCGAUCCAGCCAGAUGCUAAACUUUUUAAUGGGAAAGGUGUACCAACAGUUCAUCGACAAAGAUAUCCAAAAUUUUGAGGAUUUCCAGUUGGCCAUUCUCGAUAUUUUCAACACUUUCAAUUCUUCUCUGCCCGGUAAACACUACAAUGUGCCGUCGCACAAGGAAAUUGAGGCUAUGUUCAUAAGUUGGAAAAAUGCCAAAGUGCAAGACAGGAGGGACAUCUUCAUCCAAUUUAUGAAGGACAAAGUAAGGCUAAGCAAGGUCGAUAACGCUACCGUGAUAACAGGAGUUGUAACGCCGCCGGUAGCCAUGGCUGCUAAAAGGGCAGGGGAGAGUGUGCCCCAGCUCAAAAUGAUCAAGGCCAUUCCUGACGUCUUUUUCGUGCCAUCAGCAACGGUAUUGGCUCUCAUUUCUGUUAAGAUUUCCAGAAGAAUUUUCACGGGAAAAAAUGCAUCUUCGACACACUCCGAACCUGAUAUCCAGACGAAGACCGAAACCAUUGGCGUAGCUAGAGCACCCCAAGGAGGUGCUGCCGCAUCUUCGGUCAUCAGAAAUCACCAUGAGGAGCGAGAAAUCCUUCCUGAAGGUCCCCCUGCAGCGUCUUAACUACUCAUGCCAUUUUAUUUCCUUUUACCAUUUACAGUCUCUGAAUUACUGAAAUAUGAAUAUGUUCAGAGUAUCUGAAUUACUCUAGUAUCUUCCUGCUGAAUUGUUAUUUCUUGGUUUGUAACAAAUAUGACAAGUGUUUGUAUCUAUUGAAGGAAUUAAAAUGAGUGGUUGGAUAUUGAAAAUGUG